AUGGAUGACUCUAACGGGGUUGUGUCGGAGAAUGGCGAGCAGAAGAAGCAGCCCUUGCUGUCCCGCUCUCUGACUUCGGAUUCCGUCUCUCCUUCCCUCUCUGCAUCCAAUGGCAGCAUCCUGACGAAUUUCCGUCGGCGGCAUCGACGGCAACGUCCAGAACAAAGUCCCACUACUACUAAUUUUCGAACGUCUGGUUCCAGCGCAGAGUCCUGCUGUUCCGAUGACGAUGACGAUGAGCGGCAACGUUUGCUACACGAGUGCAGCUAUAGUGUGGUGGAGAAUGGGAGUUCCGACACCGACGGCGGUCCGUCCAAUACCAGUUUGGGGUAUCUAUCUGCUCAAAGUGGUGAGCUUUAUCCAUCUUCCCAGCAGCUAGUAGAGUCGCAUCCCAGCAGCAGUCUUCGUCGCAGUAGCAAAAGUCGGAACAGUAUUCAAUUCGAACUGCAAAGGACACUGGUCAAGGCCAAAUCUCUUCGACGAGAUUCGUCGCUGCAGCUGGCGCAGAUACUCAAGGAUGAGUUUACCGUCAACAAACUGCAGUUUUGGACACUGGGGCUCUAUGGGAGAGACUCGGAGAUUCAAACACUCCUGGCAUGUAUGGGGCGAGUGUUGGAGGCCAAUAAUCAAAAUCAGACGACAAACAAGCGAGAGUUGGUCCUCGUCAAGGGAAUGAGUGGAUGUGGAAAAAGUCGGCUCGUCGACGAUGCGCUGAAAGACGCUGCCAAAAAGCGAGGCGCCGUCUACAUGAGUGGCAAAUUUGACAUGAACAAUCAACAAAACAACAACAAUGAACCGUACUCUGCCAUUGCAGCUGCUUGUGGGGAGCUCUGUGGGGUAAUACUGGAGCAAAGUGGUAAUGAGCAACACAACAACAACAACAACAACAACAACAAUCAGAAUCCGUCCUUUUGCCAACGAGUGCGCGACACAUUACUGAAGGAGCUAGCACCGGAUCAAGUGCAGAUAUUGGUCAGAACCUUUCCCAUUCUGGAAGAAAUUUUGGGAUGUCAAAUGGCUCCUGGGAGUACCGGUACUAAUACUAGUACCAGCAGUAGUGUGGAUUCCACCAUCUCACACCACCACGAUGCGGAUGACAAGACCAUUGACAGUGGCCGCAGCAUGGACCAUCCUCCACGUUGUCAAAGAACCCGAAAAGCAGGAGGUGAAGCCAGAAAGAAUCGAUUCAAUUUUGCCUUUCGAAAGUUUCUAAGAACUGUGGGAACAUUCUUCUCGGGCGUUGUAUUUGUACUGGAUGACCUCCAAUGGAUAGACAUGGCGUCUCUCGAGCUAUUUGAAGUGAUUCUCACCGAUAAAGAGAACCAAACCUUGCUACCCAUUGGGUGUUUUCGCUCCAACGAAGUAGACGAGGAUCACAUCCUCAGUACAACAAUCCUGCGAAAUCUUAGCAGCAAGAACCAUGACAAGGAAGACGAGAAACGGGACGAAAACUUUGAGAGUAUCCACGUUACUGAAAUCAACCUCGGCAAUCUUACCCUCGGGCAAGUCGACGAGAUGCUGGUGGAUUUACUUUCCGUAUCAGGGACCGAAGCUCUGAGUUUGGCUCGCAUUUGUCAUAAAAAGACACUGGGGAAUCCAUUCUUUCUGAAAGCAUUCCUCAAGUUGUUACACGAUAAUUCACUGCUACAAUUCAAUUUGGGAUUGAUGAAAUGGCAUUGGGAUGAAUCGGAAAUCGAGGCCAGAACACAAAUUGCCGGGAAUAUUGUCGAUUUGAUGACGCGACAGAUGGAGGAACUGCCAGAAAUAGUCAGAACAUUCUUUGUCAUUGCGGCUUGUCUAGGGGCCACAAUCUGCAGGACGGCACUGCUAGCUGUUUGGAACAACAUCGAGGACGUACCAGAGGAUAAAAAGACAUCGCUCUAUGAAAUUCUCGCUUAUGCAAUGGACGAAGGUUUCUUGGAUAAAGUCGGAGAGAAAUCAGAAGAUCUUCGCUGGACGCACGACCAACUUCAAUCGAUGGCAUUUUCUCUCGUACCGCCAGACAGUCUGAGCUCGUUGCAAUCGAGUAUUGGGGAGGCGCUGAUCUCGAACUUGCAGGGAAGAGACUACGAAUCCAAUAUAUUCACUGCUGUCAAGCUUAUGAAUCAAGGACCAAAGCCCCAGGACGCGGACGAGUGCGCUCGUCUCGCAAGGCUCAAUCUACAAGCGGCAGAGCGGGCUGUUGAUCUAUCGGCCAUUUCCAGUGCAGAAAAAUACGCUUUGGAUGGCAUUCGAUUUCUGCCGAGCAACAGUUGGGUCACCGAUUUUGAAGUGACUCUUCAACUGUAUUCGACAGCCGCAGAAACAUCGGGAUAUCUUGGUCACCUGGAAACCAUGCAAGAGAAUUGUGAUGUCGUGCUUGCUCAAAAAGGCUGUCAUCUUUCACAAAAGUUAAGGGUCUACAACGUGUUGCUUGACAGCUUUGCAAACCGAGGCCGUUUGCCGGAUGCUCAUCUUCUGUGUCAAGACGUGCUUCACAACUUGGGUUGUGAGUUUGUCAAACACCCACUACUCCGAGCAAUUCAGGCAAAAUUGGGACUGCGAAAACUGAAGAAGUCCAUGAGCGCCCGCACUCAACUGAGACUGUCAAGGUCGAAAACCAUGACAGAUCCUUUGAGGAUCGAGAUGAUCGGCCUCUUGGAGAAGCUCGCCACGUAUUCGUAUUUGAUGGCAGACUGGAGUUUGUACGUGUUGGUUGUGCUUCGAGAAGUGGAAUGGACAGAUCGCUAUGGCAUAUGCGAGACGGCAUCGCAUGCAUUUGGUUGUGCUGGGCUUGUUCUCAGCGCUCUUGUUGGCGAUUUCAAGCGUGGUUCGGUCUAUGGGGAACAUGCAAUCCGCGUAAUCGAAGCGUACCCUUCAAAAAGGCUGGAAUCACAAUGUACCAUGGUAGUGUACACGUUCAUUUUGCAUUGGACGAAACACUCCCACCAAGUUCUGGAGCCUUUAAUUAAAGGGGGUUAUGAAACAGGGAUGGCGUCUGGAGAGAUUGAAUAUGCCAUGUACUCGAUCUUUGCUUAUCUUGGGACAGCCUUGCAAACCGGUCGCCCGCUGGAAUCAUUGGAAGCCGAUUGUCGCACUUACUGUUCGCAGAUGCGCCAGUAUAAACGAAUGUUCACCCUUGGCAACUGCGGCGUUGUUUGGCAGGUUGCUCUCAACUUGAUGGGACGUUCGGCUGAUCCUGGCAUCCUCACUGGCGAGGCAAUGGAUGAAGAGAACUUUCGAAGCAGCGCAGUUCCUUUUCAAUUGGCGCUACUUCGCGGAUACGCGGCGCAGCUCUACGCCAUGUUCGGAUUGCACGAGAAAGGAGCGAGCAUGUCGUUUGAUGGCGGUCCUCAAAUAAGCAAUGCUUAUCCGGGUUCAAUCUUGGUACCAAUGGACACGUACUACAGAGGACUCUCGUUGUUUGUCAUGGCUCGGCGGACGAAAAAGCGCCGCUACUUGAAGCACGCAAAGAAGUCUUUGGCUCUCAUUAAGAAAUGGGUUCGAAAGGGGAAUCCGAACUUGAGGCACUACGAGGCGCUCCUUGAAGCUGAACUUGCAGCUUGCCAAGGGAAAUCGCAUAUGGCGUGCGCUCAUUACAAAAUUGCCAUCUCCUUGUCAAGGGGGUAUAUUCAGGAUACAGCUUUGGCCCAUGAACGGUAUGGCGAGUACAUGGUCAACUCUGAUACACAAGAGGCAGAGUUCCGGAUUGGCGAGGCGAUCCGCUGUUACAGAGAGUGGGGCGCCCAUGGGAAGGUUAUCCAGUUGCGAGAGAGGUUUUCAGACCUGAGCCUCGCUUAG
Molecule: messenger RNA, 3780 nt
Organism: Seminavis robusta
Lineage: Eukaryota; Bacillariophyta; Bacillariophyceae; Naviculales; Naviculaceae
Source: the annotation of a GenBank genome assembly